Sclerotinia borealis F-4128 is the source of this 5514-nucleotide messenger RNA. Lineage: Eukaryota; Fungi; Ascomycota; Leotiomycetes; Helotiales; Sclerotiniaceae. The record is from the annotation of a GenBank genome assembly.
AUGGCUACUUUAUCUACCCCAGUUCCGCCAUUGAUCAACCAACAUGCUCCAUUAUUGAAGCCAAAGCUAUCAGAAAUCAUCGUUCAUCUACCAUUCAUACCUUGGUCUAUCCCAAGCGAAAGCAAACUUCAACAUUUAUUCGAUAAGUUAAUUGACAGAAUACAAAACGCCAGGUCCAUCGAUGGAACAAUCAAAGAAUCGAUAUCCAACUCCCUCAACAUAGUCCCAAGAGUACACAGACCUCCUUCAUGGAAGUUCAUCAACAUCGAGCUAGUCUUCGAAGACUCGAAAGAUAUUCAUGCAAUCCAUGAAAGAUUCAAAGAGAUCAUAAAAGAUUUUGCCCAUAGCCUGGAAUAUCUUCAGAGUUGUCCUGUUUACGUCAGUAAUGCCCAGUCUAUACCAGAUGGUGGCUCUCAUGUUCGUGGAGUGGUUGAUCGCGAUGAACUACUCCAUUGCAUUCCUCGCCCUUACAUGUUGAAUUGGCGGCCACCUCCACAAUUAGAAUCUGCGGAAGCGCGAAGCCCAAAUGCCAAUCAGUGUAUAAAAACUAAGGCGGGGAUUGCACAACUACUUACAAUCAGUCUUGGACCAAGUGACGUUAAGCUGCGUGAAGGCUCGCAGAUAUGCAACUCGGAUAUGACACCUGAUGUCAGCUCUAGGACACACGGCCCGAGCCCAGCAUUAUCGGAUCUUCAGUUAGACUUUACAGAACUAAGCAAAGAGUUCUAUAAACAAGCUAUUAGUACGGUGAAUUCCAACAAAGCCGUGCCUGCGGAAAUGACCAAUUCGAAUUAUAUAUCAGAUAACAGCUCUGAGGCAGAUCACAUGACAUUGAAUCUAGAAUCAACCCACUCUGAGCUGGUUCAGAAAUGGGUUGAGCAACUGAGAAGACAAGACACUGGACUCAGAGAAACGUUGCAUCCAUACUCCCUGAAAGAGGAUAAUUCGGGCUCAAUGGUUGAGUGGCCAUGGGUUCAAACUGAACUACAUGGAGCUGGGACACGGUCCUCAAUCCUAAAAGCUUCUCCAGAGUCAGACAUCAAAGAUUCACUUGUUUCAAGACCCAGUGUAUCUGACAUAGCGGGGGGAAAUUCUGGGUCAAACACGGAUCGGUCAACUCUAUUCAGUAUCGAACCCCCUUGCGCUGAUUUAAGCAAAGCUUGGCGACAGUAUCUGCUUGACAGCAAGUCCAGCCCGAGCUGUAUCCGCGGAAUCAUUACUGAAGCAGACAUCGAACAAUCAGCUUCGCCGGUCCUUGAUUCAGCUUCUACUCAUCUACGCGGAGGAUGUGCAGUAGGCUGGAAAUUUUACGGACAACGCGCUAAGAAAAUCACUAAGAGAAGCCAACAACAACAUCACUGCCAGUACGACAUAGAUCUUGGUUAUGGUGGUUCUCACCUUUUUGCGCAAACGUUCCCUGACUAUGAUCCAACCGUGGACCUAAUGUAUAUGUGUGAGGCUAAUGAAAGAUAUCGUGUUGAUGCACACAUCACUUCGAAGAGGGCAGAGAAUGAACGGGAUAUAAUAUGCGAAGCUCUUUCCAUGAGACAAGAAUCAAUUGAAUGGUCAGAGGUCUCGAGUAAUUCAAUUCGCAGCAUUCGAAGCAAUAGCUCCAGUGCCCAUUCCGAUCCAAGGCCUGGCCCCGAAUCAACUAGAAUGCACUUGAGGGGAGGGGAAACAUAUGUCGAUACGGAUGUUCUGAGUAAUGCACCAUCGGUAUCAUCAGGACGGAGUUACAAACGUGAAAGCUAUUGUUCUACGGGAAAAGCCUUCAUCAAAUUCUUAAGGGAAAAGGUAAUUGGCAAGAAGCAAACCCAGAAUGAAAGGAAAAAGGAGAACAACGAGCAUGAGGCAUUUACUUCGAAUGCACAUGAUAGAUUUUAUCGGUUUGAGCGACAAGUGGCAGCUCUAGAAGCGGAGUUACGCCAGAUUGAGAAGACUUUUCCAAAAAAUAGCGCUAUUGUGGGCGAGUCUAGUGAUAUCUCGAAAAAAACGGAAAGGAUACGUGCGCUCGUGUUGAGACUCGAGGGCAUACAAAAACGGCUUAUGUAUUUUGAUUGUAAGAAGGCAGGACGGACCAGGGAAGUUCUCCAGAAUAGAAACAAUCUGGCACGAACUGCCCAAUCCAAUAUACCUGUUAUUGAUCGGGGUGGAGGGGGGCUUCAAUGCGCACGUUAUAGAUGUUGUCGUACAGUAAACAAAUUCUGCAAAUCCAUAACUGAUAGGAAGAAACCUCAAAAUGAAGGAAACGGACAGACCACAAUAAAAGAAGAGGACAAGGAGAACGAGCACCAACGGUCGGGUAAACUCACAGUUCGGGAUGAUGACAUACCGCUCCCAUUAAAGCGUCUUUUUGAGGAAUAUAAUCAGCUCGGGGAGGACAUAUUUGCGUUGAAAGUGGAGCUUCAACAGAUUGAAAGGACUCUUGCAGAGAAACACGUCGUAAUGGAGGAUAGGGGUUGUCCCCAAGAUAUUGAAGACACGGAAAGGCUACGGGCGUUCGAGCUGAUUGUGGAGGAGAUACGAAAUCGAAAUGAAGACUCUGUCAAGUUGAUUCAUGAUGGCCAAAGGAGGGCAGAGCGUGCAAAGGCAAUCCUCGAGAGAAAGAUCAGACAUGCACAAGAUGCCGACUUUAAGUCGUCUGCUCUCCCUCGCUGUAGAGAUAACCAAAGGCCUGUCGAGUCUGUUAAACCUUUCAAGCCUAUCAAGCCUAUCAAGCCUGGACAGCCUGGUAGACCACCAGCCCGAAGUGUAAAGGAAAACGUCUCAAGCUCUGAUGACACUAUCAAAAAUAUAUUAAGUCAAUAUGAUCAAGUCUUAGAGGACUUAGAACAUUUACGCGUGAUGGGAAGGAGUCUUGCGGAAAGCGGUGUUAGAGUGGAGCCCUACCCUAGUUUCUGGACAACUUUUAGAGAACUACAUGCAACUGAGAAACUCAAGAAAGAAAUUCAAAACCUGCGUGACCAGGGGCUUACACCCAGUAUCACGCUAGCAAAUGAUGGCCUUUCAAGGGCAAAGAAAGCCAAGAUCCUUGUCGAGGAAAACGUCAAUAUGGCACGAGCUGUUUAUUUCAAUUCGAAAGCGUCUCUCACCCAGCAGCGUGGCGGAGCAGGGUCUGGACGCAAAUGCGAAAGAAUACGUCGGAAACUCGAUAAAUUCACCUCAUUCGUGCGAAAGAUGGUUGACGGGCAUACAGAUCAUGACUGGACACGGGACCAGAGUAUAGACAAACCCAUUGAUACUUUACUGAUUGACUAUGAUCAGCUCGCAUGGGAAAUACAAGAACUGCGCGAUAUUGAAGACGCUCUUGAAGAAAAUGGCGCUAAAGCGUGGAAAGGUGAAGAUUACUUGAACGAUGUGGAAUUGUUAAGAGAAUAUGAUGAAACUCGGCAGGAGAUGCAGCUACUGCGUGAGCACGGGUCGCCAAGUAUCAGACACGUACGUAUUGGAGUCUCUAGAGCAGAGUGCGCCAAGAUAAUCAUGGAGGAAUGGAACAAUGCGCUACGAGCUUCUCUGCCUGCCGUAGAUCCUGUUGUUAAAUCCAAAUUUAAACAAGUUUUUGGACGCCUCCGUGGAGGGGGUCUCGAAUGUAUUGGCGACAGAUCAGGUUGUAACUUUGUACAGGUUGCGCCACAUUUGCGCGGUGGAUAUACUGUAGAGGCUACUAACACAAAAAGACACUUUGCUUCGGUGAGAUGUACCAAGAGAGUUUUGAUGAAAGAACUCGAUAUAACACUCAAUUCCCAGUCCGAAUCAACGGAUACUCGAUUACGCGGAGGAGGUUUUAAGGGAUUGGAUUCUCUUCGAAAUACAUUCGCUAAUACUGGAAAUAAACUAAGGAAUAGUGUAGAGCAAUCUGGUCUGGGACGUCGUCGAGGAGAUAGUGCCAUUGGAGGUCUAAGUUCCACGUCAAGCCGUCAGACGAAUGAAUCUGGACAAAACACACCUCCUCCAACAGGCAUCCGCGUUUCAGUAUAUGAAAUCAUACCCCUCGAAGAUAUUGCAGAGGCUGCAGAGGUUGCAGAAGUUGCAGCACAUACAACCUCCGAAGAGUUCGAAGAUCCCGCAGAGACCAAAGAACGUGAGCGUAAAGAGGGUGAAGAAAUGACCAGACGACAACUUGAGAGGAAGCAGGAAUUGCUUGAUAUUCCUAACGACUUUGCGACCAUAUCGGACGGUUUCCAUGAGCUUGAGAAAUACAUAGGACGUAAACACAAGGUCAUUUGUCACGAACCUGUUGCAAAGCGCGAUUUUGAAGCGAAGGUAACCGAAGACGAAUCCAAACAUAUCAAGGAAUUUAAACAGGCCAAGUGGGAAAUCACAGGUCUGGAAUAUGAAAGCAUCAGGGGUGUACUUAGUCCCAUUCAGAUCACACUCGCCAAGAAUUAUCUGAUAGCGGCAAGGCGCACGAAGGAAAUUUUUGAAAAUUGGUGUGAUAAGAAAGCAGCAUCUCGGAAGCAGAUGCAAUGGUCUAAUUCGGCUGCGGAGGGCACGGAGAAAAUCUUAGAUGAGUGGCACUACGGUGUAGUUUCACAGAACCAUACAUCUUCCCAAGAAGAGCGUGAUUCGUUUCUCCGAAGGGAGCGUUCGAUGGUGUUAGAAAGCAUAAGAAUUAAGUCGGCUCAGAAAAAGAGCGAAGAGCGUGGUGAAUCUUCAAAGAACAGCGCUCCUAUUCCGAUCCAACAAAAGGGUAAAGAGCUUGGAGAAUCUUCGGAGAGUAGUGCUCCUGAUCCGGUCCAGCAAUAUCAGGGUGAAGAGCUCGAUUGUUUUUCGAAGAGUAAUGCUCCUGAUCCGGUCCAACAAUAUCAAGGCGAAGAGCUUGGUUUUUUGACGAAGAGUAUUGCUCCUGAUCCGGUCCAACAAUAUCAAGGCGAAGAGCUUGGUUUUUUGACGAAUAGCUGCGCUCCUGAUCCGGUCCAAGAACUUAUGGAGCAGACGGACAGAUUGCGCAUGGAUAAUCUGCUUUUCGAAGAUCGAACUCCUCCCGCCCGUCGCAAGAAGUCCGAUUUCAAGAAGUUAAAAUAUUUAAAUCUAACCAAUAUCAACGAGGAAAUCGAAGAGCAGGCGAUGCUUUCAAAAGAUAAAAUAGUUGAACUUGAAAUAUUGGGAGCCUCGCACGAUGAGGCUAUUAAAGCGUUGACGGCUGCCAAAGGUGAUGUUUCAUAUGCGGCUACUCUUUUCUUGGUGCCGGGGGAUCCUGAGGAUGAGGAGAUGGGGCCCCUGCCGCGAUUUCCAUUGGAGGAUAUACAUCAGCUUAUAACUUGUGGAGCCACGGGUAGUCAGGCAGUUAAAUCAUUGGCGGCUUCGGGGGGUGAUGUUUCGGAGGCCGCGGAACUUUUGUUCCCUCUUAUACCGCCCGGACAAAAGACGAGGGAUGAUGUUUGGGGUGCAGCUAAACCUUUGGUUCCUCUUGUAUCACCGAGGAAGGAGACGAGGGAUGACAUAUCGGUGAACGAUGGGUAUGAUAAUCGAAACGGUAUGACUGAUAGAAAGGGAAAAGGAAAAGCUUUGUGA